Leucoraja erinaceus (little skate) is the source of this 5018-nucleotide messenger RNA. It is a transcript of the gene alkal2b, whose product is annotated as ALK and LTK ligand 2b. Gene Ontology annotation, biological process: positive regulation of ERK1 and ERK2 cascade; positive regulation of ERK5 cascade. Gene Ontology annotation, molecular function: receptor tyrosine kinase binding; receptor signaling protein tyrosine kinase activator activity. The coding region runs from base 906 to 1385 and encodes 159 amino acids. The transcript is spliced from 6 exons. NCBI's taxonomy places the organism in Eukaryota, Metazoa, Chordata, Chondrichthyes, Rajiformes, Rajidae. The record is from RefSeq and is a predicted model, not a curated record.
UAAACAGAUGGGUGGAAGGGGAUUACAUUUCAGGGAGUCACACCCGCCAUCCGACCGCUGCGCCCCGUUUCCCUUCAGAGGUUGCUGCUUUGUCAAAGAUCACCCAUAGUACCUUUAAGAAGCUGUGCGGAGGGGGAGGGAUUGCACCGUAACAUAUGCAAAUAUAAAGUCUUCCGGUCGUCUUUACCACUACUAUCCUUAUAAUAGUGCUUCCAAUAAUUUGCCACGUCGGAAAUUAGCCAGAGUGAUAAAUAUGUUUAUCAGAAAUCGCUUCCUAGGGACCAUCAAAUAAACUGCAAGGGGGCAGGGAUAUAUCACCAGUUACGGGCUUUCGUGCUUAAGUGUAGAAGAGGGAGAGAGGAAAAAAAAAAGUUCCUGGUAUCCACGCAGCCUUGUCAGUUAGCGCCGGUAGCAUCAUCAUCCGGGCUGACGAAAAUAAUGCAAUUCUAGGAGUGUCUGAUCGGGAAGGAUGAAAUCUUCAAACAGCGUUAACACGUUUCCAAUUAAAGAUACGCCGGGGUAAUCCGGUGGGACCGAUUACGUCUACAAAUAGUCAGUAAAAGGCUGGGAAAGAUCUAACGAAAGUUACUGAACCAAAGGUUGCCAAGUGAAGUUUUAUUGUUUACCACCCACUUCAAGUCGAUAGCAUUAUAUUGAACUACCACAUGCAUCAUAUACUAUAUAAGGGCCUGCGAUUGGAGGCACAGCUGAAAUUGUGUGGUUUAUGGAAUUAAGUGCACACCGAGAAGAAUAUCAUAUGUUUUGAGCAACAGUCCACCUAUUCUGCACGGUGAGAGGGAAAAAAACGCACGGAUUGCACGGCGAGGUGCACCGGGAUCCAUUUCAUCAGCCCGUGCUAAAAGUAUUUCCAGUCGAGGUUGGGAGGCUUUAAUCUUUCGACAGAAAUGAACGGACCGAGGCUGCCGCUAUUCCUUGGAUUUAUGCUUUUGAUAAUCAGAGCUGGAUAUUGCCAAGAUAAGUCAGAUUUCGCGGAGAAGACAGAUUUCGCGGAGUUACGGGACGAAAAAACUCUCUUUAACUUGAUAUUGGAAAUCAUAAACCAGUUACAAAAGCACCACGAGGAAGAAUCUAAUGAUGUUAUGUAUUUUCCACAAGACGUUGACUACACCUUUGAUCCUCAGGAAUUCCCUGAUUAUGAUGUCGCUCAGAAGGAGAAAGUUGAAAUAGUACCCAGGGAUCUAAGGAGGGUGAAGGACAAGUUUCUAAAACAUUUAACAGGACCUCUUUACUUCAGCCCCAAAUGCAACAGACACUUCUACCGGUUGUACCACAAUACCAGAGAUUGUACCAUACCAGCCUAUUAUAAACGAUGUGCCAGACUACUCACAAGAUUGGCGGCUAACCCGAUGUGUGUGAAAGGCUGAAUUCGACAAAUGGUGACAACAAUGAAUUCAAAUAUCCCCAGAACCAAGAAAAGUGCCUUGGAAAACAACAGGGAAACAAAUAGAUCUCAAUACCUUUAUAACAUAUUCCAUUGUGAUCAAAGAUUUAUUUUUGCAUACAGAUGGAUACUUCCAUAAACUCCUCAAUGUGCAUUUUGUAUGUUGGUCAACAUUGUUUCUGUAAUUCUGUACAUUCAUAUAAAUAACUGCCCAUGUUACAAAGGCUUAAUGUUUAAGAAAAUAAUAUAAUUUCACUCUUUUUGCUGCCAAAAUUGCACAUAUGCUUUCUUGUUCAACAAAUAUUUGGAACAUUAUUUUGUAUUAAACAUUGAGAUGCUCAGAUACUGUUCAAGACGAAGCUACUCUAUCCUAAAUUUACUGCAGGAUUUUUCUUCUUGCAUCAGAGUGCCGACUAUCUCUUUUUGUCAUAUGUAAUGCUAUUGCAAUUUAAAACCAUUUGCCACAUUAUAACAUAGUAACUGUCGAUAAUGAGAAUGUUUAGGGUCACCCUGUGGACUAGUUAAAUUAUGAUUUGCAUGACAUUUUCUUGUCUUUUCAAAAUUUAACACCUUAAAACAAUAGUUAGGCUAGUACUAUGUUUGUUAUGGUUUUCAUUCGCUGAACUUAAAGAGGUUUGUCAGCAAUUAUCUUUUGUCUAACAUAGUGGAGUGUCAUUUGUACCAAAAUAUACAAGCUAAUGUCAUUAGUCACUGUACAUUAAGAUUUAUAAACAUUCCAGCUAACAUGUGCAAUAUGUAUAUAUUGUAAAGACUUGAAUAUAUAUCAGUUAUAAAAUAAAGUGUUUGGUAUUUGGCACAGACAGGACUGAGUGCCUUUUGUAUACAUUCCCUGGUUGUUACUACAUUGUUUCACGCCAUGAUUCACUAUAGAAGAUAUCUACAUUUCUAAACUUCAGACAGACAUGGUUUACUUAAACCAAUGUAACUUUUGUCUUUUAAGUCAAAUAAAUGGAAAUGCACAGUAUUUAAUCAGGAGGCAAUAUAAAAAAAUAUUGUUAUCAUAUUGUUUAAAGUUAGGCUGAAUAUAUUUUCAACUCUGAAGCAAACAGAUCUCUGAGAAAGGAUAACACUUGGAAUUAUGCUAUAUCGUCUCCUAAUACAGUAUUUGAUACGUUUGUAUUUAACAGCCACUUUCACAUUCACGUUUCUGUCCAAUGUCAACUUUCCAUUCCAUGAAGAGUUCUGAGCACACUGCAAUUUGCCAUCAUAUUAUCUAUCGACUAUCACGGAUGUCCAUAGAAUUAAUACUCAUACGGUCAUAAGUGAUAGGAGCAGAAAACAUGGAUUUUUAGACUCAGUAGUUUUAAAAUUUGUCUGUUGUUCUUUCCAUUGUUAAAAUAUUAUUCCACAAAAGGAUCUAAAGAAAUUUUGAUAUUCCCUAGUAUUUUUCCACAAAUAAUGUUGUCAAACUCCCUCGUAAUGCCAUGUUGACAAAUGGCUGGCUACUGAAGGGCUUUAGUCAAACGCUUCACAGCUGGUGGCAUUUAGCCAUACAGCUGCAACCUCAAGGGCCAGGCCUUAGGAGGCACACAUGCACAACCUCAAUAGAACUCUCCCAGCUGAUGGAGAUGGCUGUUUCCUCAAUAAAUUGCAUGAGGGAAGUUGCAUCCCCCAGGUUUAUUGACAGGGAACUGACGAGCCUUGUGUACCGUACCACUUAGGAGAGAAGCAAUGUGGACAAAAGACCAGGCAGAUGCCGUCAAGUCACCUGCUGUGAUAUUGCCAGUUGGUUGCAAGGAAGAAGCAAUAUUCCCAUGCUGCUAACCAGUGUCACACAACAUAUCAUUACCUCACAAGCUGGAUCAAGCUGUGUUCUCACAACUUAAAACUUAAUCAUAUUUACAUCUAAGAUAGACUCAAAGUGCUGGAGCAAUUCAGCGGGUCAGGCAGCAUCUCCAGCAUUUAGUGGAGCCCCAAGGCAUUUUAUACAUAUAUUAACAGUAGGAGAGUAAUUAUGGAAAGGGUAAGUCCACUCAAGGAACAAAGAAAGGCCAGAAAAAAUUUGUGAGUUCCUCAAUGUGUAUUUCACAUCAGGAUUUACCAUGGGGAAGAGCAUGGAUGAUGCUGAGGUUAGAGAGGGAUAUGUUACUACUGUAUAUAUGUAGGGAGGUCAUGUUACAGUUAUAUAAGACGUUGGUGAGGGCAUAUUUACAGUAUUGUGUUCAGUUUUGGUCACCAUGUCGUAGAAAAGUUGUUGUUAAGCUGGAAAGAGUGCAGAAGAGAUUUACCAGGAUAUUACCAGGCUCGACUGCCUGAGCUACAGGGAGAGGUUGAGCACAAGUUCACUAGUUAUAAUUCAGGCAUUCUCUGUCUUUCAGUCUAAAGAAGGGUUCACAAGUUGUAGAAGAGUCCACUCUGCCAUUCAAUCAUGGCUGAUCUCUGCCUCCCAAUCCCAUUUUCCUGUAUUCUCCCCAUAACCCUUGACACGUGUUCAAAUCAAAAAAAUGUCUAUCUCUGCCUUAACAAUACCCACUUGGCCCCCACAGCCCUCUGUGGCAAUGAGCAGGCUAGGACAUUAUUCCUUGGAGUGCAGGAAGAUGAAGAGUGAUGUUAUAGAGGUGUACAAAAUCACUAGGAAUAGAUCGAGUAAACACACAGAAUAUUUUGCCCAUUAUAGGGGAAUUGAAAACCAGAGGACAUCGGUUUAAGGUGAGGGUGUAAAGAUUUAAUAGGAACGUGAACAGUAACUUUUUAACAAAGGUUGGUGGGUGUAUGGAAUGAGCUGCCGGAGGAGGUAGUUGAGGCAGGGCCGAUUGCAAAAUUUAAGAAACAUUUAGACAGGUACAUGGAUAGCAUAAGUUUAGAGGUAUAUGGGCCAAACGCAGGCAGGUGGGACGAGUGCAGAUGGGGCAUGUUGGUUGGCAUGGGCAAGUUGAGCCAAAGGGCUUGUUUCCAUGCUGAAUGACUAUUAUUCUAUGACCCUAAUUCAAUGUUCAUACCGUUAGUUUGUAAUUUAGUCAAGUAAAGUAUGAGGUGCUGUUCCUCCAGUUUGCCUCUGGCCUGUCUGGCUCGGAGGCCCAGGAUAUAAAGGUUGGUAAGGGAAUGGAAGGGGUGUUAAAAUAGUUAGCAACUGGAAGAUCCAGCAGGAUUCUUGUUAUCUUGUUAUUCUUGUUGAUUUCUUGUUAUAGAUAGAUGUACAAAGAGAAUGCAUGGAAAACAAUUCAUGUUGGAUAUAAAUUUGACCAAUGAAGCAUGUCCAGGAAAUGCUUGACUUGAUUUUAUUUGCAUUCUUGGACCGUUUGCCACAACAUUGACUGGAGAUGAUUUGUGGUAUAAUAUUUGGAGCAAAUGAUGCAUAAACAAUUUCAAACUGAACGGGAACUAAAUUAGUAAACAUAUUGCUGGCAGCCAUGGAAAAUGAGCCCCAAGGCUUGUGAUAGGCGUGGAGCACAAAUGUGACCAUUUGACAGUGUUAAGGAUAGUCAUCAGCUUAUUUUCCACAUGUUUAUAAACAGGUUUUUAACAAUGGAUCAGUCACCAACAGGCAUCUCCAGCUUGACCAACUGGAGUUAAAAAACUGAGCUUCCAAUAUUGUAUUGCCAUGCUGAGCACAUUGAAAUACAGCGCUAUUCCUCCUUAAAUUAAUCUGGAGAAG